Molecule: messenger RNA, 660 nt
Organism: Torulaspora delbrueckii
Lineage: Eukaryota; Fungi; Ascomycota; Saccharomycetes; Saccharomycetales; Saccharomycetaceae
Gene: CBC2
Product: nuclear cap-binding protein subunit CBC2
Exons: 1
Coding region: 1-660 (219 amino acids)
Biological process (GO): mRNA cis splicing, via spliceosome
Cellular component (GO): nuclear cap binding complex
Molecular function (GO): RNA cap binding
Source: RefSeq, a predicted model, not a curated record
AUGUCAUUAGCGGAGUUCGAUGAGAUCAAGUAUGAUCAUUCCACCAAGAGACUAGAUAAUCCAUCGAGUUAUCUAUUGAAGAAAGCUAGAAAGAAUCCCAACGGUCUAGAUGAAUUAAGACAAUCGAUGAAAUCAGCCACUGUAUACGUUGGGAAUCUAUCAUUUUACACAUCCGAAGAACAAAUUUACGAACUGUUUAGUAAAUGUGGUACGAUAAAGAGAAUCGUCAUGGGAUUGGAUCGUUUCAAGUUUACACCUUGUGGGUUCUGUUUUGUUAUAUACAACAAGGCAGACGAAGCCCUAAAUGCAGUGAAAUACCUUUCUGAUACCAAGCUCGAUGAUAGGAAUGUGACUAUCGAUAUAGAUCCUGGUUUCGAAGAUGGCAGACAGUUCGGUCGUGGUAAGAGCGGUGGACAAGUAAGUGAUGAAUUAAGAUUUGAAUACGAUGCCUCGCGUGGUGGAUUUGCCAUUCCCCUUGCAGAACGGGUUGGUAGUGGUGGUACCGAUGGUAGCCACAUGUACCAUGGUCAAAAGCAUCAUAGGCAUCAUGGCGGACGUAGAGGAAGAAGUGAUUACGGAGAGAUUCCUGAUGCAAUGGGUCAAUUCAGACCUCAGGAGCAAAACGAUGAUCAGGAAGAAGAUAACUACGUACCUCAAUGA